Setaria italica (foxtail millet) is the source of this 1534-nucleotide messenger RNA. RefSeq names its product UDP-rhamnose/UDP-galactose transporter 5. NCBI's taxonomy places the organism in Eukaryota, Viridiplantae, Streptophyta, Magnoliopsida, Poales, Poaceae. Gene Ontology annotation, molecular function: antiporter activity; UDP-galactose transmembrane transporter activity. Gene Ontology annotation, cellular component: Golgi apparatus. Bases 245 to 1243 code for a protein of 332 amino acids. The transcript is spliced from 6 exons. The record is from RefSeq and is a predicted model, not a curated record.
AUUACUCCCCGCACGGCGCUUCCCCCCACUCCGGCCCGCAUCGCGCAGCCCGCGCCACCUGACCGCCUCUCCCUCGCCGGCAACCCGCAGCGCAGCGGCGACCGGCGACGGCGAGCGCCUCCAUCACCUGCCGGCGGCGAGUCGUCGGCGAGCCGCAUUCAAGCUUGGAUUCCUGAAUCUUAUGGCUUCAUUCCUUUGGAGAUUGUAAUUCAGCAAGCUUUAUAUUGAAUUUGUGAAAAUAGAGAUGAGUUCUCUGAAGAAAUCCGACAAGAAAGCUGCCCUGGAUUUCGCAGCAUGGAGUUUCAAUGUUACUACAUCAGUUGGAAUCAUCAUGGUCAACAAAGCUUUAAUGGCUACUCAUGGAUUUAGUUUCGCCACAACUUUAACCGGGCUUCAUUUUGUGACUACCACCUUGAUGACUAUCGUAUUUCGGUGGUUAGGUCUGAGCCAGCCUUCCCACUUGCCGCUAGCAGAUCUGAUUAAAUUUGUCAUAUUUUCAAACUUGUCGAUUGUUGGGAUGAAUGUGAGCUUGAUGUGGAACUCUGUGGGCUUUUAUCAGAUAGCAAAGCUGUGCAUGAUACCUGCAUCAUGUCUUCUGGAGGUUGUCUUUGAUCAUGUACAUUAUUCCCGGGACACAAAGCUGAGCAUAAUGGUUGUGCUCAUAGGAGUUGCAGUCUGCACAGUCACUGAUGUCAGUGUGAAUGCAAGAGGCCUAAUUGCGGCUGUUAUAGCUGUUUGGAGCACAGCUUUGCAGCAAUAUUAUGUUCAUUUUCUCCAGAGGAAGUACUCACUGAACUCAUUCAAUCUCCUGGGCCACACUGCUCCAGCCCAGGCAGGAUCCCUCCUGCUAGUGGGACCAUUUGUAGAUUUCUUGUUGACAGGCAAAAGGGUGGACCACUUCAAUUUCUCAUCUCUUGCUCUGUUUUUCCUCACGCUCUCAUGUUUCAUUGCCAUCGGUGUCAACCUGAGCCAAUUCAUCUGCAUUGGCCGGUUUUCUGCUGUAUCCUUCCAAGUCCUGGGCCACAUGAAGACUGUUCUUGUUCUGUCCCUCGGGUUUCUCUUUUUUGGCAAGGAGGGCCUGAAUCUUCAGGUAGUUCUUGGGAUGGUCCUUGCUGUUCUCGGAAUGAUAUGGUAUGGGAACGCGUCAGCUAAACCAGGUGGCAAAGAGCGGCGUAGUAUAUUGCCAGUGAGGUCUGCAAGUCUCAAGGGAAGUUCAGAAGAAAAGGCCGGUGCUGAGAAAUAGUCUUGCUAUCUCACUCCAUUUGAGAGAACCAUUUUUUCUUCGAGGUUAAAUUUCUGGUGGAGCAAGCACCGCAGAAGUGGAAAGCUUCAUGUUUACUGCAGGAGCUGAAUUCUUUGUGUCUAGAAACUCUUAUAGGUAUACAGUACGACUUCAUUUUUGACUCUGAAUCAUUUGCAGCGAGUGAAAUGACAUGUUUUACAAGACUUGAGGACGGGGUUUUACCAAAUAUAGUGUAAUUGUUUGCGAAACAUUGACUUCUGUAUUUCAUGUGAAUUUGUGCUGAGCCUAUUA